AGGGGAAGGGGGCGACAGAAGAAGGGUUUUCUUUAGAAAGAAUUCAUUUACGGGCGACAAAUCAGGGCGGCAGACUCGGCUGAGAAUGGCUAGGGAAUAUGAUCACUUAUUUAAACUGCUCAUCAUAGGCGACAGUGGUGUUGGAAAAAGCAGUCUCUUACUUCGAUUUGCUGAUAACACAUUUUCAGGAACAUAUAUCACGACAAUAGGUGUGGACUUCAAGAUUCGAACUGUGGAUGUGGAAGGUGAGAAGGUUAAACUCCAGAUAUGGGACACAGCUGGGCAGGAGCGAUUCCGUACCAUCACGUCCACGUAUUACAGAGGUACCCAUGGGGUGAUUGUUGUUUACGACGUCUGCAGUGGAGAAUCAUUUGCCAAUGUGAAGCGAUGGCUACAUGAGAUCGACCAGAACUGUGAUGUUGUUAACAGGAUAUUAGUUGGUAACAAAGAUGAUGACCCUGAGAGAAAAGUAGUCUUAAGCCAUGAUGCUCAACGUUUUGCUGAUCAGAUGGGCAUCCAGCUGUUUGAGACGAGUGCGAAAGAAAACAUAAAUGUGGAAGAAAUGUUUUUAGCAAUAUCCAAACUAGUUUUGCAAAUGAAAAAAGAACAGCAACGGAAGGCAGCAGAACAGCCCAAAGAAACCAUUAGUCUUCAGAGGGGUCAGAAAAAGAAAGACAAGAAAGGCUGUUGCUAGGCAACACUAAUCCCUUCUAGUAACAAAUCUUCAACUAAUUGUUUCUUCAUUUCUUUCUUCCUUUUUCUUUUCUUUUUUCUGUGGUUGUCAACUUCAACACAAAUUAAGCCAACUGUUUAAAACCAUUGAUGAUUGAUAUAAGAUUUAUGUGACAAAAUAUCCAAAAAAAGACAUGCAAGUAUGUAUACAUGACACUGUGGUCUGGUAUUUCUUUUUUUUUUUUUUUUGUAAAUAAGAGUAAAGUGAAGUCUGUAAUUCUUGUAUUUUGAGAACAUUUGAAAUUUUUCGAUUUUGUUAAAUCACCUUCAUGUAUCACGCCAGGUUAUCAUAUAUUUGUUAACAUGUAUGGCCAGUCACUUGGGAACAAAACUACGUGAGCCAGGGUUUUUAUGUAACUUUUUAUGGAUGAUAAUUUCCUACAGUGACUAAGUGUGCAUUGUUAAAAAAAAAGAAAAACUAUAUAUUCAUCAGUGAAAAUACUGUUUAGAAAGUAAUGUAUGAAGAUACCAUUCUGAUUGAAGAGCAGAUCCAACAGACUGGCAAGAAGUAGUCCAUUAGCAGAAGUUCUUGAGCAGAGUUUUGGCGGGGGACAUUUGUUGAUCAAAUUUCUAACCUGUAAGACACAAGUAAGCAAUUGUAUACAUAUUCCUCAGUACACUGUUAAGAUAGACCAGUGUUAUACGUCAGAUUUCUUCACCGACCCAGUAGUGGUUUGUCUCUCUUUAUAACAAAUAAUACUAAAAGCCGAUGUCCAUUUUCUCUUCGGGUGGGGGGGGGGGGCAGUUAUUUGGAUAUGUGAUGUUUAAUGUAAGUCCAUUUUUGAACACUGGUGCUUCUUGUGGAUCUGCUUUUCACUCAGGCUGAUUUUCAAAACAAACCUGCCACUGUUAUUUUUCCACCUGUUCAAGUUUUCAAACUAUUUGUUUAAAAUAUGGGACUAGCUCCCUGGGUGUGUCGUUUGUCCUUCGAAGAGGCAUGUACAGGAACUAGUUUGUAAAUAAAGAAUUGCACAUAAUUGUCCAUAGGGAAUGUGAACAGAUAUGAAAUGCUCGGAUGUAAUUUUAUUAGGACUUAAGUAAAGGUUUGUAUCAUUGUGGUCACAUGUUUGUAUACAGUUACUCAUGGAUUAAAUAUGCAUUGUAAAUUCUGUAUAUCGUAUAGUUUCUCGUGCAGAUCAUAUUUUUCAGCUGCUUGAUAUUAGAAAAAAAUUCAAGUUUAUUAGAGUGAUUUUGAACUCAUUUCUUAAUUGCAAUUUUGGCCUUGUUGCUAAAACUUGUUCUCCUGUGUUGUGGGUACUCAUGCUUUCAAAGAAAUUCCUGGUAAAUCAAUAAAGCUUUGUUACAUUUUCUUUAAGACAGACAAAUAAUACUAGUGUUUGAGACUGUGGCAGCAUUUUUCGUGACCUAAGCAAACUAUGAAGGUACCCUUUAACUUAUUAAUCACCAUAACUUUUCAUCUCCAGCACUAUGAUCUUACUUAUUUUCAUCUCCAGGACUAUGAUCCUACUUAUUUUCAUCCCCAGCACUAUGAUCCUACUUAUUUUCAUCCCCAGCACUAUGAUCCUACUUUUACCUUUGAUCUUUUAAUAAUUACUGAAAAAAAAAUGUACUGGACAUUUAGUAAUGUGCAAAGCAAUGAAAAACUAAAACAUAAAACUUAUCUUCCCAAAAGCUUUGUCUUGUUAUGCUAAAGUUGGUUGUUUAGUUAGGCUUACAUUGUAACAUUUGACAUUUGGACCAUCUGGUUUUAUGGACCAUGCCCUUUUUUUUUUUUUUUUUUGCGUUAAGGAAUUUCCAAGGUGUGUGUUUUAUGUAUCUCAUUGAGACAGAAAUAUUUUCUGAUGUGACUUUUGUUUUUUUUUUUUUUUGUGGGACAUAUAAGCUAAAUUUGGCAAGUCAGAAAGCAUGAAUCUUGGUUGUGUUUUCAGAAAGUAGUCAAGUGUUCACUACAGCUAAAUGUCCACAGCCUGUUGGGUUCCACACUGGAAUUGCCCUGUACAUAUAACUGAAGUGCAUGUACUUACCAGCAUAUAUGGGGUUAGUGGCCUGCUCUUGCCUCCCCAGUAACACACUACUAGCAGGUUUGUAGGAUUCAAAUAACCGUCGUCUGGAGAGUGUAGAGUUGUUAAUGUGGAUGUGAUGUGACCAGCCCAGUGGAAUAUUUUAAAUGCUUAUGUGCACCCCAGAGGCUAGCCAUUAGCUGGCUAGUGGCAGUCUACUAGAGCACACAGAGAAUUCUCAGCCUGACUUGUACAAUGUCUAAUGAAGGCCUCUUUUAUUUGCUGAGAAAACGUGUUAUUUAUCUUCGUCCAGAACUGAUAUAUAUAACUAUUAACCUCUGAUUAUUGAUUAGUUUUGUGAUUGUGUUUCACAGUUGUUUGUAUACAUGUAUAUAGCUACAUUCCAUUGUUUGAAGGUAGAUGUUUUAGGUGUAAAACUAUUUAAACCUGUCAAAAACAGCACAGGUGUUGUCUCUGGCUUUAUGGGUGUUAGUUGCUGUUGUUCUUUUGCUUUAGUAACACUUAAUGUGUUCUGAUGGUUUUGUUGUUAAUGAUUAGAUUCCCAAAGAA
Molecule: messenger RNA, 3263 nt
Organism: Liolophura sinensis
Lineage: Eukaryota; Metazoa; Mollusca; Polyplacophora; Chitonida; Chitonidae
Product: ras-related protein Rab-35-like
Exons: 6
Coding region: 86-694 (202 amino acids)
Molecular function (GO): GTPase activity; GTP binding
Source: RefSeq, a predicted model, not a curated record